GGAGAAGUCCUAGAAUUUUUUUACAAACAAAAGAAAAAAAAGUCUAUAAUGAUUGAUGUCUGUGCAAAGUGAUAGUGCCGUUUUACAAACCUGAUAUACGUGUAUUACUAUUGCUGUGUAUCUAUCUAUCCGUAUAUUUGCCGUAUAACACCCAAAAUUAAAUGCUAGGAUAUUGAGAGAGGAAAGAAAUUUGGAAAAUAAAGAAAAACUAUUACAUAAAUAACAAAAACACACACAAGAACAAGCAGUAACCAUCACACACACACACACAACAAAGGAAACAGUGGGUGAAGAAAGAAAACCCAGAAUCUAGAACCAACAAAACCAGUUCAACCCUCUAUCAUUCCCAUACCAUAAAUAAAUAACAAAAAUAACACGUUUUUAUAUUUAUCUCAGCUAUACCUUUUUUUUUUUUUUAAUAUUUAUUUUUCAUUUUAUUCAUUCAUCCCGCGAAUGAAAUAGAGAUCUUGUUCUCUUGCAAUGCCCACUUUGUAGUGGACAAGUUCAUAAUAAUCUCUUCUCACUAAUUUUCCUUUCGUUCUUCCAAUUUCCAAUCCCACGUUCACGCUUCGAAUCAGAGCUUCUUUUCCCCCUUUUCAUCGAUACCUAUUAUUGCUUUGCUUAGGGUUUCAUUGGAUCGUAACUAUAUAGUUGCUGAAUUUGGAAUUUCGGACUGAUAAGGGUUUUGAAUCAAAGCAAAGAAGGUUGCGUGAAAUGGGCACAAGCUCCGAUCUCUUUAGAGGUUCGAAUUGUGGAUUUGGAAAUUCAGUGCUUGAGAAUUUGUACUUGGAGAUUCUUUAUUCUUAAGAUGCUAUUUAACAUUGCUGCUUAUAUGAGCAUGGAAGAGGAUUGUUUAUAUUAAUUCUGUUUAUACAGUGAUCAACACUUUCAGAACCAAUUUUAGACACACUGCAAAGGCUUGGUUUUUUCAUCUUUGUUGGGAAAUGAUUGUGGUUUUGGGCCAUCACUAAAAAGGAAAAUCUGAUAGAGGAUAUGAUAUGAGCUUAAUAUAUUACUGUAAAGAUCUUAAUCCUAAGAAAAUACUUAACGGGGUUGUGUUGAAUUGAAUCAUUUAGAUUUGUAAUACUAGUUAGUUAGUUUGAUUGAGUGGUUGUUGUGUUCAACGCUGAUUUUGAAUCAAAUUUCAGUAAUAUUAGUUUCGGCUAUUUGCAUAUUUGGUGAAAGGAAGUAAACCCUAGUGGUUUCUAUGAUUUGUGUUUGUAGUGAGUAAGAAGCUUAUGGAGGAAUAUUAAAGCUUGAAAUGAAUGCAGUGACAUGGUGCAUGGACAGGAGAAUAGUUGCCGGUUCGAUCCCUUUCUGGAACAGUGCUACUGGAAAGUGAUUGAAGCAUUCUCAGUUUUGCAGAGAAGAUACACUCGGCAUAUCUGGAUUUUGUGCAAUGUCGCGUUGUUUUCCAUUUCCACCUCCAGGAUAUGAAAAGAAAUCUAGAACUGAUGAUGUGGAUUUACUGAAAAAGGAAAGGCACAGAGAAAAAAAACAUAAAAAAGAGAAAAAGGACAAAGCGAAGAAGGAAAGUAAGGAAAAGGGGGAGAAGGAAGGAAGGGAUGGAAAGCAUAAGGAUAAAAAGGACAAAAAAGAAAGGAAGAAAGAAAAAAAGAAAGAUAAAGAUAAAGAUAAGGACAAGGACAAGGGUAAAGAUAAAAGUAAAAUCAGUGCUGCAAACGAGAAAGGAUUUCCAACACAAGCCCAGGGUCUCAAUGGCAUUAAUCUACAUCAAAAGGAAAUCAAACAAAAUGAUACAAAGGAUAUCUUGUUUGAUGAUAGACUUACCAAACAGUAUGCCAGUAACAAUGGAGAGAUGGCCAGAGCGAAUAAUCAUCUGGUUGAAGAGAACAAGGACUCUAAAUUCCGCAUGGAGUUGGACAGGAGGAUUAGAGACAAUGAUGGAAGAGCUGGGAAUCAAUUGGUUCAAAAGUUUACCAUCGCAGACUGUAGAAAGGAUGAAGGGACUGUUAGGGUGGUUGCUAAGAGUAGUAGCACUGGCACUGGCACCUGGCCCGAUGGCAAGGAGAAGUUCCAGGGUAAAGGUGUUGAUGCUACGAAGAUUGAUGGGAGAGAAAUCUGGGCUGAAGCCCAACCAAUUGGAAAUGCAGCAGUACAGAAUCAUGCUGGAAAUUGUUAUCCUAGGGUCAAUGAAAAGCCCAGACCUUUGGAGAAGAUUUUUGUCAAAACUUUGGAAGGAACAGUUGAAGGAACAGAAAGGGUUAAGGAAAAAAAAGAUGAUAGGCGGGGAGAUAAAAAGAAAGAUGAUAAGCGGGGAGAUAAAAAGAAAGAUGAUAAACGAGGAGAUAAAAGAAAAGGAAACGAGAAGGAGAAGAAAGGGCAUGGGAAGGACAAAGACAGGGAUAAAAAGAAAAAAAAGGAGGAUAAAGCAAAGGAGAAAAUUGAGCAUAGAAAUGGAGAGCAGAAUAAAUUAAAAGAAAGCAACAAAGCUGGCCUAAUAGGCUUAAAUUCUUCUGCACAAGUAUCCAAGCACAGCCAUGAAAAUUCUAUCAUCGGGGAAAAUCUUAAUAAACAGAAGGAAAUUGAUUCAAAUGGAGUUCUACAUGGUGAGUACCAUAAUAAAAAUCUCAAUAAACGGAAGGAAAUUGAUUCAAAUGGAUUUCUACAUGGUGAGUGCCAUACUAAACAGAAGGAAAUCGAUUCAAAUGGAUUUCUACAUGCCAAUGAAAGUAGGCCCAGUAAGUUGCCAAGGCCCUCUUCCUCUCAUCCUUUCACUGAAAAUGGAAGGAUCUUGGAACCUUGCCAAAUUUCCCUUCAAAAUGCUUCAGAUGGGCCAGUAGCCGCCACUAAUGUUAAGGUAGAAAACAUGGAACGCAAGACAAAUGGCAUCAUUGAAGCUCCAACACCUGCUGUUUCUCCAAAAAAGAUUCCCACCGCUCCCAAGCCAGCUGAUCCAGUGACUAAAAUAUCUACGACUAAAAUAUCUACAAAACCACCUCAUCCAGAUACCAAGUACAUAAGUGAGGUAUAUUCUGUACCAAAAGCAAAUGAGUGGUCUGAUUUUGAUGACCAAGAGUGGCUGUUUGGCAGCAAUCAUUCGCAAGAAAGAAAACCUUUGGUGAAAUCUUCAGAGGUCGUGGAUACACUGCAGGUAUGGGCAGAAGUUGUGCAUAUAGAGCCUGCAGAUGUUUUUGCUCUGCCAUACGUCAUUCCAUAUUGAUUGAUAAUUUUUGUGGCACACAUUACUUCAAAAAUAUCUGCACGAAUUACCGUCUGUUGUUGGCUCAUCUAUUUGGGAGGAACAGCAGACUCUGGGCUAGAAAUUGAUUCCACACCUGACAAUGCAUUCUUUUAUCAUUUGCGCUCUAACUCGCUGUGAUCGCAAGGUAUGCUUAGAUGGGUACUUAUGUCUGACUGACUGCCUUGAUCUUGAACUGUUCGGAAGGGAAACAAUGCAGAAGUGAUUGCAUGGCUGGUGCAUUGCUGCAAGGCCAGGUUGAGAGUGCAGUUCUCACUCCACACACAAUAGUAAUAAUUCAUUUACAAAGUAGACCUCAUAAAGGUAGCCACAGGUUGUGGAGAAAGGAUGUACAAGAUUGUGCAACUUUGGUUUUCUUCCUUAAAAAAAAUUAUUUUUGCCUAGAGUUGAGCCUGGGCAGCUAGCUUUUUUCUAAUUGAGAAUGAGAAUUUGAGAAAAAUUAGAUAUGGCUUAUGCAACUCCACCACAAUUUUGAUUUGUAACAUAGAACUUUUAUUUUAAAAAUUAUGUAUGAUAGAGAGGGGAAAAAGUAGUAGUCAGAUUCAUUUAUUUAGCUCUGUAAACUUGGUUUUGCACUAGUGCUUGCUUUCCGAAAAGGCAAGGUUGAGUUGAAAUUAUUUCAAGGGAUGGUUGACUUGUUUCUCGA
Messenger RNA from Cicer arietinum (chickpea), 3869 nucleotides. Lineage: Eukaryota; Viridiplantae; Streptophyta; Magnoliopsida; Fabales; Fabaceae. The record is from RefSeq and is a predicted model, not a curated record.